Messenger RNA from Musa acuminata AAA Group (dessert banana), 1176 nucleotides. Its product is annotated as receptor-like protein kinase 5. The coding region runs from base 28 to 1038 and encodes 336 amino acids. Gene Ontology annotation, molecular function: ATP binding; protein kinase activity. The transcript is spliced from 2 exons. The record is from RefSeq and is a predicted model, not a curated record. Lineage: Eukaryota; Viridiplantae; Streptophyta; Magnoliopsida; Zingiberales; Musaceae. Gene Ontology annotation, biological process: protein phosphorylation.
CCAAUCUCUUUGGUGCUCGGUGGGGUUAUGUUCUUGAUGCUAGCUGUGACCGGAAUGUUGAUUUGCCGGCGAAGAUCCGACGCCGCUGACCUUCCAGCAUGCAAGCUGACUUCGUUUCAUCAGCUGGACUUCACACAACGUCAUAUAAUACGUGGACUCACAGAGGCAAGCCUCAUCGGCAGCGGAGGAUCAGGUCAGGUGUACAGGGUCAACCUCGAGAACCGCGCCGGCGACGCUGUGGUGGCCGUGAAGAAGAUUCGGAAUAGUGGACAGCUGGAUUGGAAGAUGGAGAAGGCCUUCGAGGCGGAGGUCAAGAUACUGAGCUCGAUACGGCAUUGCAGCAUCGUGAAGCUCCUGUGUUGCAUCUCGAGCGCAGACUCUAAGCUCCUGGUCUACGAGUACAUGGAGAAGGGGAGUCUGGACCAGUGGCUUUACGGGAGGCGAAGGACAAGGACGGGUUCAGGGCAUUUCCAGCCACCGCUGGAUUGGCGGAAGAGGCUCGGGAUCGCGAUCGACGCCGCCAAGGGAUUGUGCUACAUGCACCACCACUGUACUCCGCCGGUCAUCCAUCGCGACGUGAAGUCCAGCAACAUACUCCUGGACUCGAACUUCGGAGCAAAGAUCGCCGACUUCGGCUUGGCACGGAUGCUGAUGAAGGCCAGCGAGCCGGAGUCUGCGUCGGCCAUAGCAGGAACCUUUGGCUACAUGGCUCCAGAGUGUGGACACUCGAAGAAGAUCAACGAGAAGGUGGACGUGUAUAGCUUCGGGGUAGUGCUUCUGGAGUUGACCACAGGAAGGAAAGCCCAAGAUGGUGGUGAGCACGAAGGCUUAGCAGGGUGGGCUGCUCGCUGCCUGAGAGAGAAGGGUGGCUUCAUGGAGAUGAUAGAUGAGGAGCUAAGUGACGAGGUCAACUAUACGGAUGACAUCGGGACGGUGGUAAGACUGGGAAUAGAGUGCACGAGGAGGAAUGCUGUGGUGAGGCCAUCCAUGAAGGAGGUGCUGCGAAAGCUGACGGAGAUAGUUGGACUGGGCCGUUAAUAACGUGUGCGCCAUGCAGACUCACACACAAAAGGAUCCGAUCACCAAACUAUACAUAGACUCACUCCAAUCAAAUAGGUUGGAAUUGGUGAGAUACACAACCCACGGAGCUAAGACACAACACAGUUCGCCAUAGUC